Molecule: messenger RNA, 1465 nt
Organism: Ostrinia furnacalis (Asian corn borer)
Lineage: Eukaryota; Metazoa; Arthropoda; Insecta; Lepidoptera; Crambidae
Gene: RpIIIC53
Product: RNA polymerase III subunit C53
Exons: 9
Coding region: 90-1205 (371 amino acids)
Biological process (GO): tRNA transcription by RNA polymerase III
Cellular component (GO): RNA polymerase III complex
Molecular function (GO): DNA binding
Source: RefSeq, a predicted model, not a curated record
AAAAAAUAAACAUUUGAUUUCACUGAAAACGUGAUGGUGUGGUGUUUAUUCAUAAAUAAUUCAGAUUUGAUUUAAAUACAACUCAUAAAAUGUCUAACUCGGAGGAUAAACUCCCUAAACUAAACGGCGUGGGCGCGGCAGAUCCCAUGCAGAGGCUGGCCUCGCUAAAGGCACCCCGCGAUCUUUCUCUAGGCGGUGCUAAGCCGAAUAAAAAAGUAUUCAUACCGAAUUUGAACGUAGCUAGGAACAAAAACAAGGGACCUAUCUCCACAAACCCUCGUGACCACAAAAAAGAUGACAAGAGCCGACAAGACCGCAAGAAUAACAAAAGGAAUAAUAACAGAAAUGGCCCCAAUGUCAUCAAGUCUGCUGGAGUGUUUUCAGAAGGCCUGGGAAGUGCAGAGAGGGUUGCCUCAAGGAACUACUAUGGUAAAAGGGACUCUGAGUCCACUCCUACUUUGCAGAAGCCUGCCAUCAGAGUCAAGGAUGUUAUUAAGAUUGACAAAGAGUUGGAAGAGCAAAAAAUCAGAUCGGCUUUCGGAGAGUUGGGGAACCUAGACGAAGAAGGCCAGGACUUCAAGCAGGUGAACGAACAGGAUGCCCCCAUCAAGCUGCCCAUGGAUGACGGAGGCUGGCAUAGCAAAUCCAAACCAGUGGUCAAGGUUAAGCAGGAGGUGAUCAUCAAAAACGAACCGGCAGACGAUGUAGACUGCGCCAUUACAUCAGUAACGGAGACGAAGCCGGUGGUAGACGUGAAGAAAGAGGUCUUCGAGGACACUGAUGUGGUAAACAUAUUGAGGAGCGAAGAACCGAAAAUGAUACUGUUACAGCUGCCAGAUUCGCUGCCGGGGCGCGGUGGUAGCACCGACGACGACGCGCCGCGCCGCAAGCGCGACGAGCCUUCCACGUCCAGCGGCGAGCCGCAGGAGGAGAAACCGGUGGACAACAGAUGCAGAUUAGAAAACUUGGAAGAAGGUCGGAUAGGGAAGCUGAGGAUCCAUCAGUCUGGUCGCGUCACACUGGCAUUAGGGGACACUAUAUUUGAGGUAUGUUCUGGCACCAAAGCUUCAUUCCACCAAGAGGUGGUGUCCAUCGCAGCUGACGAGGCCUCCCGCUCUGCCAACCUGGUGGCCCUCGGUCCCUUGCAGCACAAACUGAACGUGGCUCCGGAUUGGGAGACCAUGUUUGCUCAGCUGCCUCUCUGACAGAAGGAUGACAAGGAGUGAGAAGAUGGAACAGUUCUGUGAACUUAUUUAUCCUAUAACUCUGAUAAAAAGACAGCUUAAAGGGACAGAAGUGAAGAACUUGUUGUGACAGUGUAAAUAGUGCUAAGAGAAUGCAGUGUAGUUUGCAUCUCCUGGAAUAAUACAGAAACUGUUUAUCUUGAAAAGUGAUUCAUAAAUUGCGUUUUAUACUUAAAUAAGUCAGAAUGGAGAUAAAACUAUUAUUCUAUAGCCAAAUAAGA